Cajanus cajan (pigeon pea) is the source of this 666-nucleotide messenger RNA. NCBI's taxonomy places the organism in Eukaryota, Viridiplantae, Streptophyta, Magnoliopsida, Fabales, Fabaceae. The record is from RefSeq and is a predicted model, not a curated record.
AUGAAAGUCGGUACAUUCAAUUGUCGUGGAUCAGGGGGUGAUGUGAAAAGGCGUCGUAUAUCGGAGCUUAUUCGAUUUGAGGAGCUAGAUUUUAUUGCCAUACAGGAGUCUAAAUUGGAGAUGUGCGAUAGUACCCUUUGUGCUCAAUUAUGGGGAUCUACAGAGUUCGAGUGGUUUGCUUCUCCUUCUCAAGGCAGGAGUGGAGGUCUACUUUCAAUUUGGAACUUUAAUCGAGGAAAAUUGGUGUUUACGUUUUCUGGUUCUGGUUUUCAUGGUGUUUGCUUGCAAUGGGGUGUGGAUGCGUAUAGGUGUGUGGUGGUCAAUGUAUAUUCUCCUUGUCAGCUAGUGGAUAAGCGGCGGUUGUGGGAAGAGAUAAUUAUGUCUAAGCGUGGUUUUGGGAGUUGUUUAUGGUGUAUAAUGGGGGAUUUCAACACGGUGAGAAGACUAGAUGAGAGAAAAGGGGGGAUUGGUGACUACGGUGCACGGGAUAUGGAGGAAUUUAAUUCGUUUAUAAGAGAUAUGGAGUUGACUAAUGUACCACUGGUUGGGAAGCGAUUUACUUGGUUUAGGAGUGAUGGUUCUAUGAUGAGCAGGUUGGAUAGGGUGUUGACCUCAGAAAGCUGGAGUGCUCAGGGGUGCAGGAUUUGUAGAGGUGAUUCCGCGUGA